AUUAGCCCAUCGUUCAUCCAACCUCCACUCAAAGGUUGCCGACCAUUAUGUUCGGUUAGAAUUUAUUCCAGUACAAUCUCGUCGGGACUAAUGAGACCGGUAAAUGUACUCAGUUUUAUCCGUGUUUGCCUGUGGUGGGUGUUUUAUAUGGAUCAGUUAAACUGGGGAACGGGAACUAAGGCAGCAAGUAAACAAUUGAUUGCUGAAGUUCCUGGUGAUAUUAUGCUCGGCGGUUUGUUUCCAGUACACACUUCGGGUACCACAAUGUGCAAUGCCAUUAAUCCUGAGCGGGGAAUUCAACGCGUCGAAGCUAUGCUGUUCACCAUAGAUGAGAUCAACAACAAAAGUGAAUUACUUCCCGGCAUCCGACUCGGGGCCACUAUACGGGACACGUGUUCAGCCACAAAUUUCGGAUUGGAACAGGCAUUGCAGUUCGUUCAGAGCGGUUCGAAAUGCGAUCAUGUGAAAUGGGGUCAGAACUCGCAACAUCAACAACAACAACAACCGGUCAAUUUGGUCACACGUGGUGUGGUUGGAAGUUCGUACAGUUCGGUAACCAUCUUGGUUGCCAAUUUGUUCCGACUGUUUUCGAUUCCACAAAUCUCUUACGCUUCCACAAGUGCGGUUCUGAGUGACAAACGAGCAUUCCCGUUGUUUGCGCGAACUGUACCGUCAGAUGUGGUCCAGGCCCGAGCAAUGGCAAAUCUGGUAUCAGCACACAACUGGACCUAUGUUUCAACUGUUCGUAGUGCUGGAGACUACGGUGAUUCCGGAAUGGAUGCGUUUUGGAAAGAGGCGGAUAAACUGGGAGUAUGUAUCGCGGCACGUGAAGUGAUACGUCCCAACUACGGAACUGAUGAGUUGGAUGCAAUUGUCCAUGUUUUGCGUCACGACUUUGCCAAAGCUCGUGUAGUCGUACUUUUCACGGGAAUGGAUCACACCAAAUUGCUAUUAGACGCAGUACGAAGAGCUGGUUUGAAUGAUCACUUUGUUUGGAUUGCCAGUGAUGGAUGGGGUCGAGAGAACCUACCCGUAUCAAACAAUUCGCGCGUGGCGAACGGAGCACUCACAAUUGAGAUCCAGUCGAAACCGGUUGCAGCAUUCACAGAUCAUUACCUGAAUUUGGGUUACAACAACCCAAGAAAUCCAUGGUUCAAAGAGUAUUGGGAAGAUCUGUUUGGCUGUACAUUCGGGGACACAUUAAGAGUUAGAAGAUCCACCUCGGAAAAAAACAAGCUGCGUCUGCGCGAUAAAAUUGGAUCCGAUUUCAAACAAGAGGCAAAAAUCCAAUUCGUCUAUGAUGCAGUUUAUGCGUUCGCUUCGGGAUUACACAUGCUGCAGAGACAACUAUGUGUCGGCAACCCGCAUAGUCCAAACUGGGACAAAUACGGUUGCAUAGCAAAAUUGCUCAACUAUUCCGGAAUGGAUUUUUACAAAUUGAUGAUCAAAGCAAAUUUUACUUCAUUGUAUGUUUACAGGUAUGAUGUCUCAACUAUAUUUUUCCUUUUAGGGUGCGUGUUUCAUUGUUACCUCUUAGCAUUUUAUUGUAUCUUCAUCCAUUCGUUUUGGCCGGCUUUUACUAAGUCGCCGUUCGGUGUAUGCCAAAUAAAGAACAGCUAA
Echinostoma caproni is the source of this 1620-nucleotide messenger RNA. Lineage: Eukaryota; Metazoa; Platyhelminthes; Trematoda; Plagiorchiida; Echinostomatidae. The record is from the annotation of a GenBank genome assembly.